AUGAAACUUGCGUUCGCAACAUCUAUUCUUGCCGUUCUCUGCCUUGGCCCUCGUGUCUCGGCCGUGGCCAUUGCCAGCGAAACCGCCGUCGACACACGAGGCGCCGCCGCGGCGCCGGCCAAGAACCCCAUCCUCCUCCUGCACGGCGUCGGCGGCAGCGGCAACGGCUACAUGGUGCCGCUGAAGCUGUACCUGCAGAGCAAGGGCUGCACCGUCUUCUCGCCGACCUACGGCGCGUACGACGCCUUUGGUCUCGUCGGCGGCCUCAGUUCCGUAGCCGACGCCUCGCGUGAAGUCGCGGACGCGAUCCGCUCCGUGCGCGCGCAGACCGGCGCCGCCAAGGUCGACCUCAUCGGGCACUCCGGCGGUGCCUUCCUCACCCUAUACGCGCCGCUGUUCGAGGACGGCGUCGCGGCGAGCGUCGAGCGCGUCAUCGCCGUGUCCCCGGCGACGCGCGGCACCGACACCUUCAAGCUCAUGACCCCUGGCGGAGGCGCUGGGCGUCCGCGACCGGGACUGGCGUAG
Cordyceps fumosorosea ARSEF 2679 is the source of this 525-nucleotide messenger RNA. RefSeq lists its product as hypothetical. The record is from RefSeq and is a predicted model, not a curated record. NCBI's taxonomy places the organism in Eukaryota, Fungi, Ascomycota, Sordariomycetes, Hypocreales, Cordycipitaceae. The transcript has a single exon. Bases 1 to 525 code for a protein of 174 amino acids.